AUAAUCUUAUAAUUGAAUGGCUACUUUCUGUAUGUCCUCGCCUCCUAUUUAUAUAAAUGCAUUCACCUCUAAUGUUCGUCUUCGUCGUUUCGCAUGCAAAUCAAUGACCAAAAUGAAGUCGGAUGAUGUUUCUAUUGACCUCUGCCGACGCUCCGGUAAUUACCAACCUUCUCCUUGGGACCAUCAUUCACUCCUCGCGAUCACGAACAAAUAUGCGAACUAAGAGAAUAUGUUAAUAGUGAUCGUAAUAAUGAAACUUACAAGACACGUGAGAAGGCGAUCCAUGCUUUAGAAAUGCCGUACCAUUGGAGAAUGAGACGGCUGGAGACAAGAUGGUACAUAGAUGCAUACGAAAAGAAACAUGACAUGAAUCUUGCCUUGAUGGAACUCGCCAAAAUUGAUUUCAAUAUCGUACAAGCUUCUCACCAAGAAGAACUCAAAUACGUUUCCAGCUGGUGGAAGGAGGCAUGUUUAAGUAAUCAACUUCCCUUUGUAAGAGAUGGAAUAGUCGAGAAUUACUUUUGGAACGUUGGAAUAAUAUAUGAACCUCAAUUUGGAUAUACACGACGAUUCAUGACUAUAAUUAGUGCACUUAUAAUAACCAUUGACGACAUCUACGAUAUUUAUGGCACUCUUGAAGAACUUGAACUCUUCACUGCCAUGGUUGAUAAUUGGAACGUAAAUGGUCUUGAUGAGCUCCCCGAGUACAUGAGGCUGUGUUUUCUUGUCUUGUACAAUGAAAUCAAUGGCAUUGGAUGUGAUAUUCUCAAACAUAAAAAUAUCAACGUCAUUCCUUUUCUCAAAAAAUCAUGGACAGAUUUAUGUAAAGCAUAUCUAGUGGAAGCAAAAUGGUACAAAAGAGGUUACAAACCAAGCUUGGAAGAAUACAUGCAAAAUGCUUGGAUAUCAACAUCGGUUCCAGCGAUGUUAAUCCACUUUUACUGCGUUUUCUCUGACCAAAUCUCAAUUCAAAUAUUGGAAUCUUUGUCUGAACACCGACAAAAUGUCGUCCGAUGCUCCGCCACCGUCCUCCGUCUAGCUAAUGAUCUUGCAACUUCGCCGGAUGAAUUGGCGAGAGGAGACGUGCUCAAAUCGGUCCAAUGUUACAUGCAUGAGACAGGAGCAUCUGAGGAAGAGGCACGUGGUCACGUGCAGCAGAUGAUCAGCGACACUUGGAACGAAAUGAAUUACGAAGCAAAAAUUGCAUUACUCCCUCGAGGUUUUGUGGAGGCCACAGUGAACCUGGCACGCAUGUCGCAGUGCAUAUAUCAACACGGUGAUGGUCAUGGACGUCCAGACAAAGCCAAGACUGUUGAGCGUGUCAUGUCCUUGUUUGUUAGUCCAGUCCCGUUGGGUUAACUUAAAACAUAAUUAAAUUUACAUUUUAAACCAGUCAAAAGCAUAUAUACAAAAUCAGUAGAUAAGGUGAUACACUCUAAGGCUUAUUCAAGCAACACAAUUCCAUCCAAGUUUAAACUUUAGACCAAUGCAAAUCAUAAGGUCCAUUUUAUGAUAAUGCAACCUUUUAAUUUCAAAUC
Molecule: messenger RNA, 1538 nt
Organism: Brassica oleracea var. oleracea
Lineage: Eukaryota; Viridiplantae; Streptophyta; Magnoliopsida; Brassicales; Brassicaceae
Product: 1,8-cineole synthase 1, chloroplastic-like
Biological process (GO): diterpenoid biosynthetic process
Molecular function (GO): magnesium ion binding; terpene synthase activity
Source: RefSeq, a predicted model, not a curated record